AUGUCCGACCAGUUGUUUGAGCGUGAGAUGGAGGCAAAAAAAGCUUACAACAGUGCGGCUGAGAACUUUGAAAAAUUAUGGGCUGAGAAAUCUAGAUUGAAGAGGUCUUUUGGGGAUAGAUGCAGUAAAUUCUUCCAUUUAUCUACUAAAAUGAAAAGGGUGAAAAAUACCAUUCGCUCUUUGAAGACAGCAGAUGGGGAAGUACUUGUUGACCAAGAGCUGAUUAAAAAAUACGUGGAGGAUUAUUAUGAAAAUGUCCACAAGGCUGUGGAAGUUUCUGAGCAUGAGGAAAAUCUGAACUGCAUUCCUUGGGUUCUGGAGGAGGUGGACAUCUUCAGAUUGGAGUCGGUUCCCUGCGACUCGAAAAUCAGAGCAGUGGUGUGGGCUCUGGACCUGGACAGUGCACCAGGGCCUGAGAGUUUCCCUGGUACUUUUUUUAGAGCUUGCUGGGAGGUGAUAAGUGCGGAUGUGUGCAGUGCAGCCAAAUCUUUUUUCUCCUCAGGUUGUAUCCCUGCGGGGAUAAAUAAUUAUUUUAUUGCCCUUAUUCCUAAAGUGGAGGGUGCAGCUUCCCUUGAGAAAUUCAGGCCUCUGUGCAUGGGGAAUUUUUUCUGUAAGAUCUUAUCUAAGGUGAUGGCUCGUAGACUUGAACUGGUCCUCCCUAGAUUAAUCUCGGACGACCAGGGCGCUUUUCAGAAAGGGAAAGUCAUCCAAGACAAUAUUUCGAUUGCCUCGGAGCUUGCAAACUUGUUGGCCGCUGCCACAAGAGGAGGUGGUUUGGGGUUGAAAAUCAACAUCUAG
Telopea speciosissima is the source of this 798-nucleotide messenger RNA. RefSeq lists its product as uncharacterized. NCBI's taxonomy places the organism in Eukaryota, Viridiplantae, Streptophyta, Magnoliopsida, Proteales, Proteaceae. The transcript has a single exon. The record is from RefSeq and is a predicted model, not a curated record. Bases 1 to 798 code for a protein of 265 amino acids.